Messenger RNA from Arabis nemorensis, 399 nucleotides. The record is from the annotation of a GenBank genome assembly. Lineage: Eukaryota; Viridiplantae; Streptophyta; Magnoliopsida; Brassicales; Brassicaceae.
AUGGCGGGUCUUCAGAGAUCCACCAUCUCUUUCCGGCGACAAGGCUCUUCCGGUAUAGUUUGGGACGAUCGUCUUAUCGCCGAGCUAAACCAACAAGCCAAUGACCAGAAAGGCGAAACUCAACAACACGAAGAAGAAGCUAAGCUGAUUACGUCGGAACCGAUUGCCGGAGAAGGAAUCAAACCGAUUAAAACUGACGGAGAGGGCAUCGAGAGGAGUCGAUCUAACGGCGGAGGAGCUACUCGUUACCAUCGAAACACCGGAAGAGUAUCUCCGGCGGUGGAUCCACCGUCGCCGAGAUUGUCGGCGUUUGGAUGCUGCUCUGCUUUCGGGAAGAAAGCGCCGGUGAAGAAAUCGGUUAAUCAGAGGAAAAGGCAACCGAAACGCAGAUCAAUAUAG